AUGGACACCUCGCUUCAUUGCAACGACUUGAAAUGCCGUGCGAUUGUUGAUGACCGAGCGGUGGUUACGACCUGCAGGUAGGUACUGCGCACUCGGUGUCAGCACAACGCUCACCACUCUCAGUCACAUCUUUUGUCUCCAUUGCGCCGACCGCCUCAAUCUCACAGCACCUCAAGACGGCCAGCGCAAGUGUCCAGCAUGUUCCACAUACCUCCUCAACCCGGACGAUGCUGUCAUUACGCUCCUGAAUCCCACCGAAGACUACAAGACCAGCAUCCUCAGCGGUCUUAGCCCUACCGUCAUCAUGGAAUGUGCCCAGCGAGGCUUGAGCUUUUGGGCGUAUCAGGUCGCUCAGGAGAUCACUUAUCAAGAGUAUCUUGCGAGAACAUUGACGGAGAGAUAUCACUCUCUCACGGCGCAUCUGGACAGUGUGGUGAGAGAGGCGAAUGAUGAGAACAACAAGUUGCGUGCGAGGCUGCAAGGUUAGUCAACCUAGAGGCCUAUGGUGUCGAGGUGAGCAUAACUGACGGUGCUGUAGCUAUGGACGAAGACAACGCUGCGUUGCAAGAGAAAGUCCAGUCCAUCGACGCGAAGUGCAAGGAGAGGAGCAAGUCUGCGCAACAGUUCGAAAACAUGUACAGAAAGCUCAAGCAAGUCCAGAUGGCUUCUGGGAUUGAGGUCGCUGUCGAGGAGGACGCGGAGAACAUCCUGCAAGGUACGCAAGCUGCAGAUGGCCAAGCCCGAGCCUCACAGCAUCAAGGAGGAGGCACUCGGACGCGUCGCAAUGGAAGUACCGGAAGCGGUGGUAGUGAAAACCGUCGCCCGCGGAUGAAUUUGGGCCCGCGUGCUGGCUAUCGAGAUCGAGGAUACCCUCCGCCUGGAAGUCGUGCUGGACUAAGCAUUGCUCGUAAGCUUAAGGACGAAUGAACGGUCGAAGCAUGUACUGACCAUCGGACAGAAAGUGCGCCGACCAUCAGUCCAUCGCAACAACCCAGACAACGCCUUCCCCAGCAAUACACCAAGCCUACGUUUGGACACUACAAUCAGAGCUUUGCGAAUGGUCAAAGCAUCGGCGCUGAUCCUCCUGGAUAUCGUACUGAAAGCCGCGCGGGAAGUCACGACCGUAGCCCGCAGGCUGGGGUAGGCAUGAGUGCCAACAUCCGGACGAGUCGGCAGCCAGUUGGCACCGGAUACGCUAUUCCUCCAAGUCGGAACCCUACUUUUGGGGCCAGCAGAACAGCAGGGUAUGCCGGGAGCAUUCCAAUCCGCUAA
Lecanosticta acicola is the source of this 1272-nucleotide messenger RNA. The record is from the annotation of a GenBank genome assembly. Lineage: Eukaryota; Fungi; Ascomycota; Dothideomycetes; Mycosphaerellales; Mycosphaerellaceae.